CGGAGGAGGAGGAGAAGAGCAUCGAGGGGUUGGGUUUUGGGUUCAUGGCUUCGUUCGUGUCCUCCUCGCCUUGAUUAGAGAUAAUGGGAAGAAGACGAGAGGGAAUUUAGAAUUCGAAGCUUCACGUAUCGGGUGGACCGCUACGGAGGAGAGAUGGUAUCGGCGAGUGGGGGGCCCGGGGCUUUCACGUUCUCUCUAAAACAACAGUUUGGGUCGGCCCAAAUGAGCAGUCUACAGGCCGUACCAGUAGGAAUUGUAGCCCAUGAGUCCGUCAUGAAAGUGACACUGCAUACACGGGCCUAGUGGCCUAACAAAUCUCAUAAAGUUUUAAGCAUAUGAAUUAGGUGAAGUCAUACUGUAACUGUGGGGUUACAUUUUUGGUGAGCGAUCACUUAUUUUAGCCUGUGUGUUUUAUCUGAAACACUUGAGGCAGUGACAGUUACCAGGGUUGGACCGGGCAAGCCAGGUUGAUUGCAAUUUAUUCAUGCAAAGUGGCCAAGUCAUGAGCGGAUAUGGUUGAAAAAUUCCAACAAAAGCCAGGAACGGGUCUGCUUAUGUGCCAUCACCAGUCCUCCUGGGGUGAAAAUGGGACACUAAAUACAAAGCAUGCGGAAAUGUAGAUCAUAGAAUAGUGUACAAAUUGAUGGUCAGACCAUUGACUCAGUAGUUUCAACAAAAUGCAUGACAGGCAAAUUCAGAUAUAUUUUAUUUUGUAGAUGAAAUCAUGACAUGAGACGAAGCCUGCUAAAAGAAGUUGAGCUCGUCCAACCAACUUUCUCUGCAUCUAGAAUGCUCGUGGCCAACACACUCAACGAUAAAACACGACAUCUCGAUGGCUUGGCAUCAUGGGACGAAAACGAAAGCCAACUGCUCCAUUUCUCCCCGUCAUUUAUGGUGCCUGAUGAGGUAUAUUAUAGGACAAAAUUGACCACACCCACCCCCUCGUAUAUAGUUAGUGCUGAUUACUCCUCUGUAUAAAAGGCUGUCAAAGCCUUCUACAACAAAUUAACCUCAGCUCUCCCCCCAUCCAUCCUCUCCCUUGAUCUCCAAAUGGCUACCGAAUCAACCCUCCAGACUUCCUUCCUCCUCUUCUUUUGCUUCAUCACCCUCUCGAUAGUCUCUAAGAACUUCUACAUUACACCUUGUCUGGCUAACUUCGACGUGGACUCUGUUGAUGAGUGGACCGAAGAGAAGGAAGAUGAUGAGGUUAAUGAGGUUCAGAGCCAACACACACUGUCAAGAGACUGUGACUUGUCCGUUGGAGAGUGGGUGUUCGAUGCAUCAUACCCUCUCUAUGAACCAAAUUGCCCUUACCUCAGUAACCAAGUAAGCUGCCGGAGGAACGGAAGGCCGGACUCUGACUAUGAGAAGUGGAGGUGGAAGCCGCAACAAUGCUCAAUUCCAAGGUUCAAUGCGUUGGCCUUCCUUGGAAGAAUAAGAAAGAAGAGAGUCAUGCUGGUGGGAGACUCCAUGAUGAGGAAUCAAUGGGAGUCUCUCGUUUGCUUGGUGGAAGCAGUGAUUCCGAAUGAGAGGAAGCUGGUUUCUUCCAAUGGCCAAACCAUUGCCUUCCAUGCUAUGGACUACCAAGCAUCGAUCGAGUUUGCAUGGGCUCCUCUUCUAGUCGAAUUGAAGGAAGAAUCGCAUAACAAAAAAAUUCUCCUCCUGGAUUCAAUCGACGACAAUGCGAAGUACUGGCGUGGAGUGGACAUACUUGUGUUCGAUUCUGCACACUGGUGGACUCAUUCCGGCAAAUGGAGCUUGUGGGAUUACUACAAAGAGGGGGAGAGGCUAUUCACUAGUUUGAACCCAAUGGUUGCCUAUGAGAAGGGACUCACAACAUGGGCUAAGUGGGUGGACUUGAACUUGGAUCCUAAUCGAACUCGAGUCAUCUUUCGAAGCGUCUCGCCCCGGCAUAACAGGGAAAAUGGAUGGCAAUGUUACAAACAGAGGGAGCCUCUGGUCUUUCUGGGCUUCAAACCUCGGGUUCCCGGACAACUAGUGGUGCUACGUGAGGUGCUGAAGAAGAUGAGCUUUCCGGUGUACCUUCUAGACGUGACGAGCAUGUCGGCACUUCGAAGAGAUGGGCAUCCAUCGGUAUAUGGACGAGCCGCCGAUGCACAGGGGAGGCAGGACACAGCAGUCCGGACCUCAGAUUGCACCCACUGGUGCUUGCCCGGGGUGCCCGAUGCAUGGAAUGAGAUGCUUUAUGCUCUUCUCUAGAUAUCGGAAGAGAUCAUGUAAUCUGUCUUGGUGCAACAGUGGAAAAAUUCAGCUAGUGGUGUGUUGGGGAUGAGCCUUUGUAGUGAUGCUAUUAAGGUAUGCUGCGGUUCUUUGUUGGGUUGCUUAUAUGAUCAAGGCUAUGAUGUAACUUAGCGUGUACUUUUCUAUGUUUCUCUUAAAAUAAGAGAUCCAUGUGGUUAACCUUU
This is a messenger RNA of Elaeis guineensis (African oil palm), 2426 nucleotides long. RefSeq names its product protein trichome birefringence-like 36. The record is from RefSeq and is a predicted model, not a curated record. Gene Ontology annotation, molecular function: O-acetyltransferase activity. Gene Ontology annotation, cellular component: Golgi apparatus. NCBI's taxonomy places the organism in Eukaryota, Viridiplantae, Streptophyta, Magnoliopsida, Arecales, Arecaceae.